This is a messenger RNA of Postia placenta MAD-698-R-SB12, 1443 nucleotides long. RefSeq lists its product as hypothetical. The transcript is spliced from 5 exons. Bases 1 to 1443 code for a protein of 480 amino acids. NCBI's taxonomy places the organism in Eukaryota, Fungi, Basidiomycota, Agaricomycetes, Polyporales, Adustoporiaceae. The record is from RefSeq and is a predicted model, not a curated record.
AUGCCUCGACAUCAGCGACCGCCUCGAGGACUACAACAGCGUGAUGGGGCCAAAGCGAAGAUGAAAGAAGACAACAAGACGCAGUACGUGCGGAAGCUCCCAGGGACGAUCGUGCAUGGCGAACGGUUGUUUGGACGACUCACUGCAGAAGCCCCGAGCGCGCCCGGGGUGAUGGGCGUGUUGGACUUCUCUAAUACCCCGUCUUCAAUCGCCGCGAAGCAUGGACAGACGUCGUCCAAUGCUUCUCGUCUACAUGCAGGUCACGAGCCUGUCGUCUCGCGCACGGAGGCUUCCAAUCAUCAAGCGUCACGCUCUAACCCUUCUAUGGACACUUCUAAUCCUCGCCAAAGUCUCAGCACCGUCCGCCGUCCGACCGUGCAGCACGGAAGCUUAGCUGCUGCGCGUACGCAUCCUCAGGGACGCCACCCCUAUCACAUCGCGUCGCCUCAGCCUCAUGGACAAGACGACGUCUUAACAAAUUAUCAGUCAGAAAUGCAGAUGAUGAUGCAGUCGUCUGCUCUGGAUCAUCAGUUACCACAACAAACUCCUCAUAUGCUGCUGUCGACACGGGAAGACCACCGAGAGGUGCUGACGUACGAUCCCUUCUAUGGCGCUCACCCCAUACCUCUUCCUGCGGCCGAGCAGCGACUUCCCAAUAUCGUCAUCGACAAUACAUCAUUCACGCAGCAGCCGUUUCCGGGGCUUGCGCUGGGUUUACCUGGAGGAACCGACUUGCAUUCAGCUGCCAAUGACCCGCCUUCCGAUGGUUGUGAUCACGUCACGACGUCAACUGAACCUCCGCAACAGCGGAGUGCAGCUUCCAAUAACUUUGUUUCAAUGUCCCAACCGUUCGUGACUGAGCUACCGGUACCCACUGUUCCACAUGCUCCAUCGUAUCAUACGAUCAUGCCGACAUGCGCCCCGAUUCAUUCAGCGUCAUCCCAAGCACCCUUGUCACCGGCCUCGCAUUUCUCAAUGGACCAUGAAUCACAAUAUGGCGCCAGUCCUGCACCACCUGCUCAGGCUGUUUGGAAUCUCGCUCCACCAUUGUCGUGCGACCUGAUAUCGCGGCCCUCCAAUCCACUUGUGAAACAGCUCCAUCCCACCUGGUCGCCAAGAGCAGCCGUUGCAAGGGACUACUCAGAAAUGCACGUGAAUGAUCCGCUGUACGGCUCUCACCCCAUACCGCUACCGGAGACGGCUUCCAUAAUCAACGACUUUUUCAGUGAGGCACUUUCUCAUCCUUAUCGGGUAACGACGACAAAGCUACCGGCUCCUCCUGCCAUCAUAUAUCACCCAACGCCUCUGCAUCCAGCGUCGUUGAGGCUCCAACGUUUGUUGAAGUGGGCGCCGCCCAUGCGCGUGACUAGACGUCUCUACUGGAGGGUCGCUUGGGGAGUACACUUGACACCCACAGAAGGGCAUGCACAGUUGACGAAGUGA